AUGUCUACUCAGGAAAAAGAACAAGCAGCUGUUAUUUUCGAUGCAACGGAGGAAAGUAAUUUAUUAAACACGGAACGUCACGAUUCUUUUGAAUUGAGUGACGAUGACCAACAAACGUUUAUACAAUCAAGUGAUCGACAAAGCGACGUUUUUGAUUUCGACGAUCAUCUAAUACCACUAAGUUUAACAGAAACGCAGAGACGUCCUACGAGUUUAGAGAAGGAAGUUACAUUCUUUAAUGGACUGACUUUAGUGGUUGGUUUGAUGAUUGGUUCUGGAAUUUUUGCAUCGCCAGGUCCUGUUGCAUUGCAUGCGGGGUCAGUUGGAAUGUCGUUAGUUGUAUGGAUAGUUUGUGGAUUCUUAGCUUGUACGGGAGCACUUACCUAUGCAGAAUUAGGAUCUGAAAUCCCACUAUCUGGAGGUGAACAUGCAUACUUAAAUCAUGCAUAUGGAAGCUUAUUGGCUUUCUUAUACAGUUGGACGGCCAUAACUUGUUUAAAGCCAGGGAGCAAUGCGAUUAUCGCAGUGAUUUUUGCAGAAUAUAUAAAUCGUAUCGUUUAUCAUUCAGCCUUUAAUGUGAAUCUCCCAGAUGAAACUCGUGUUUGGUUAAACAAAAUAGUGGCAUCUUUAUGCAUAAUAAUUAUUUCUUUUAUAAAUGCAUAUAGUGUUCGUCUGGCUACUAGAACACAGGACAUAUUUACCGCUUUGAAAUUAAUCACUUUGGCCGUGAUAGCUGUAAUAGGAUUCGUUGUGUUAGGUAAAGGUGGAUUUACAAAUAAUUUUGAAGGAGAUGUAUUUGAAGGCAGUUCAACGAGAACUAGUGACUAUGCACUAGCUUUUUAUUCAGGUCUUUGGGCGUAUGAUGGAUGGAAUAAUGUAAAUUAUGUUACUGGUGAAAUGAAAAAUCCUGCGCGAGACCUUCCACGUGUAAUAAUGGUUGGGUUACCGAUAGUUAUAGUAUGUUAUACGUUGGCGAAUGUCGCUUAUUACGCUGUAUUACCAUCAUCCGUGGUCACCAAUACAAAUACCAUAGCAUUAGAUUUUGGUAGGAAAGUUUUCGGUCCCGUAGGGGGUGUCAUUUUCGCACUCUGUGUUGCUGCUAGUUGCUUUGGUGCAGCGAAUGGAAGUAUUUUCACGGGGUCAAGAUUGAUUUAUGUUGCAGCUCGCGAAGGUUACUUGCCCUCUUUCCUUGGAAAGGUGCAUGGAACUUGGAACACCCCUACGGCAGCCUUAAUUAUGCAAGCAGUAUUGACCAUAGUAAUGAUAAUUCCGGGAACUUUUCUGACAUUAUUAAAUUUUGUUUCUGUUGCUGCAUGGAUAUUUUAUUUUCUCACUUCGUUUGGAUUAUUAAUAUUAAGAUGGAGAGAACCGGAUCUAAGAAGACCAUAUAAGGUUUGGCUUAGCACUCCCAUUAUAUUUUGUUGCGUGGCCAUAUUUUUAGUCAUAAUGCCUUUCGCGCGUGUUCCGUUACAGUCACUCGCAGCAAUUGGAUUCAUCCUUGCUGGGGUGCCAUUUUGGUAUAUAAGAGUAAAAUACAAGGAAACAUUUUCAACACAAGUUGGAGAUUUAGACAAGAAUAUCAAAAACAAGAUACAAUGGAAAUGA
This is a messenger RNA of Funneliformis caledonium, 1605 nucleotides long. Lineage: Eukaryota; Fungi; Glomeromycota; Glomeromycetes; Glomerales; Glomeraceae. The record is from the annotation of a GenBank genome assembly.